AAUUUAUAUCUGCUGCUUUCCGAAGAAGUCCCGCUUACCUCAUCCAUCUAUUAUAUACCGAAGCUUUUGGGGAGUCCAAUUCCCACUCCGCGAGCAUGGCGAACCCUCCGCAGCAGACGUAUAUCCCCAGCAAAAUUGUCAAGUCCGACUACCCCCUCAUCGACAAUGACCCACAUUUCAGGAGGGUGGUGGGCUAUGCUCGCACUUCAGACUACGUACAUGGCGCCGUAGCCGCCGCGGCAGGUCCGGGUUUGCUUUGGACGAUGGAGAAAUUCGCACCUUCGCACGUCGGCCGGGGUGGCUUCACGAGAGCCAUGCGAUUGGCCAGUGUAAUUGGAGCUAUGGGCGGAUUCUUAUAUUUCUACCAGCGAUCGAGUCUGCGAUUCUACGGUAUGUCGGAGAACGCCCGCGAAGUGGAGAUGGAUAUGCGGGAGAUGGUGGACAAGGUUAAGGCCGGCGAGCCGCUCUACGGCGAGAGCAGACUGACGCCGCACAUGCAAGGUGUUGCGGCCCGCCAGUCGCGAUACUCUGCUCUCCUCACCGCGGUGGUUCCCUGGUUCAACUUCGUCAACCACAACCAGCACGGUGUUGACACAGCGAAGUACUACCAACAAGCCGAACGGGAGCUGGAGGCUGAGCGCCUUGGUAAGAGCAGUUCGUGAACACCCACGAUCAUGAUGCCUGAUGAAAAAAGAGCACUUGUCACGUGUAAAUAUACCGAUAUUGGUCGGCUUGUAAGUAUCCAGACUUCAGAAAGGCCAAAAUACAGCAGGAAAUGCAAAGUACAAGUUUUUUUUUCUUUUCAUCCACUCGUUGUGUACAUGCUGCGUUAUGUGCUAU
Messenger RNA from Daldinia caldariorum, 840 nucleotides. RefSeq names its product NADH-ubiquinone oxidoreductase complex I, 21 kDa subunit-domain-containing protein. NCBI's taxonomy places the organism in Eukaryota, Fungi, Ascomycota, Sordariomycetes, Xylariales, Hypoxylaceae. The transcript is spliced from 5 exons. The record is from RefSeq and is a predicted model, not a curated record. Bases 96 to 662 code for a protein of 188 amino acids.